This is a messenger RNA of Oncorhynchus kisutch (coho salmon), 5752 nucleotides long. RefSeq names its product brain-enriched guanylate kinase-associated protein. The record is from RefSeq and is a predicted model, not a curated record. Gene Ontology annotation, cellular component: synapse. Bases 355 to 2349 code for a protein of 664 amino acids. The transcript has 7 exons. Lineage: Eukaryota; Metazoa; Chordata; Actinopteri; Salmoniformes; Salmonidae.
UAUCAAACCUGGGUAAGCCAGCCCUCGAUCACACGGAAGGGCUUUCACCAGCAGCCCCAGCACACACAAACACAUACACAUACAGACUCAGCACCGCUCCCCUCACACAUACAGCAAAGAGUGGAGGCAGCAGGCAGGAUUUCUGUGUCAUCAUCACCAGCACCAGCGAUUCACAAUGAGACUCUGUGUGAGCACCAAGGGAAGGACCAACACAGGUAGACAACUCCCUCAGACAACUCACUCAACAGGUCAAACUUAACGAACCUGACCUAUGACCUCUGCCCAGAAAAAUAGAUGCACUCCCACUAACCAUUUGAAACACAAAACACAUGAGAGGGAGCGAACACAGCAGACAUGAAAAAGAUAUAUAUCGGCAAAACGGCCCUAAAAGUCUCCCGAAAUGGCAGUAAACAUCAGAAAAAGAGCUCUUUGCAGGAACAGAAAGAGGACCUCCGAAAGCGUCUGUCCUACACCACCCACAAGCUGGAGCUGCUAGAGAGCGAGUUUGACUCCACCCGACAGUACCUGGAGACAGAGCUACGCCGUGCCCAGGAGGAACUCGACAAGUUCACCGACAAACUACGCAGAAUACAAAGCAGCUACUCAGCACUGCAGAGGAUCAACCAGGACCUGGAGGAUAAGAUCCAUAGAAAUUCUCAGCACCAUGACAACGAGAAGAGAGCCCUGAGCAGAGAGAUCAUCGUGCUCAACAACCACCUGAUGGAGGCCAAGCUGACCAUUGAAAAACUACAAGAGGACAAUGACCUGUACAGGAAGGACUGUAACCUGGCCGCCCAGCUGCUCCAGUGCAACAAGUCCCAUUAUAGGACACAGCUUUCUGAGUUGCCUGCUGAAUUCCAGGAACGAGUGACCAUGCACAUGGAUGGCUCACCUCUUUGCCACACCGUCUACGCUGACUCCGUCCCCGCCUCCGUCAUCGCCAAGGUAUUGGAGAAGCCCGACGAGGCCUGCAGCGGCAGCCAAGCUUCCAGUUCGCCUAGCCCCCAGCCCCAGGACCAAGGCUUCCUCCUGGACACCCUGGACAGAGACGAGCGCCUGGGCCUCCGGGCAGCAUACAAGUCAGACCUGUACAGCAGUGACACAGCCCUCUAUUGCCCGGUCGAUCAGAACCGCGAACGCAGGCCAAGCAUGGACGUCCACAGCCAGAGGAAGCUGCUCUACGGCCCCCAGAUCUCCACGGACAGUAACCCAGAGGAGGGUACCUUGUUGGGGCUGAGGUCUGGCUUCUCCCAGGAGUGCUUCGCCAAGUUCCCCACCUCUCUGGGCCCCGCCUCAGGCAGCUCCUACUCCAGCUUCAGCGGAGGGGGCUCAGAUGACAACAAAGGCAAUGGCCCUCCCAGCAGCACAGCCUCCUCUCCCCACCACCACUCCCUCUACAUGGACUGGAGGGAUGGGGGAGACUAUGAGAGGAAGAGCGACUCCUCCUGGGAGAAGGACAGUCCCAGCGGUGGAGGCUUCGCUAAGGUCCACGCUGUCUUCCAGCAGGCCGGCGAUCAUGGUGGAGCACACCACCAGAACGGCAGCUCACCCGUCUACAGCCGCACCAUGUCCUCGUGCUUCAGUGAGCCCUACGAACCCCUCCCUCCCUCCUCCUCACCAAGCGUUGCCUACGGAGACAGCCGCCGCGGCAGCACACUGGCACCUGAGGAGGAGGAGCCGAUUGGCCGCUGGAGACAGCUGAGCGCGGAGGAUCUAAACUCCCACUCGUACUGCUCGCCCGGUCGGGCCUCGCCCUACAGCUUCUCUGAGCAGCACUUCUCAGUUCGGCCCGCCAAGAUCCGCCUUGGACCCCUCUACAGCAGCUUCCAGGAGGGGCCCGACUACUACCAGGGAGGGGUAGGACCCAUCAUGGACCCCCCGGUGUGCUUCUCCACACCCAGCCCCGAGUGCAGCCCUGUGGGGGGCCUCCGUCAGUCCCAUCAGUCCCACAACCAGCAGGCCCACCAGACCUACCGGGCCAAGGAGGACAGCCAGGAGUCGGAGCACAUACUUUACCACUCAGGGAGCCCCGAAAACAGGGAGGGCAGCUUUGAUGUGGCGGGGGCCGGGGGAGGAGUUGGAGGAGCGGGACAGACCAAGGAGUACGUGGACAUCAGCCCCAACAGCUCCAAUGAGUCCCUAAACCAGAGGUCCCUGGAGAUGGCUGCCGAACUGCAGCAGCACUACCAGUCCGAGAUGGAGCCCCCUUCGCCCCCCCAGGGCAGUCCACCACCGCCCCCGCCACCUCCUUGUCCCCCUCCACCGCAGUAUCACAAUUUUGGCACAUUGGGACUUUCGAGAAAGGACAGUCUCACCAAAGCCCAGCUGUAUGGAACACUUCUGAACUGAGAGAAGAAGGUAUUCUGACUUACUGGUCUCUCUCUUUUUAUCCAUCUCUUUCCCUGGUGGGAUGUGAGGUAAGAAGUCUUGGUGAAUCUAGCAAAACAUAUUGAUUAGUGUGAGGCUAGCCAGUUGUUCAGUUUAAGGACAUCCAUUUUGAAAGGACAGUUGGAAGAUACAGUAAUUAAGCAUGAAUUUAUCAGAUUGUUGCCACAGCUGUGAAAAACUGACAAACUAGUGGUUCGCAUCACUACAAUGAAUGUGUAAGUUUGUCUGGGUCAGGUGAAUUGACAAUUCAUUACUGUGCCAAAUGAGUGGGGACUAUUGGAAAAUACUUUGCUACCUUUGGUACAUUUGGUACAUGAAAUAGUCUUUGGAGGUACCAGAGACCAGUUGUUCCAUGUGCUGUACACAAAGCACAGUGAGCUUGUAGACAAAGGAAACAUUUAAAGUAACUGUUGAAAUAUAUUAAUAUAUUUAAUUACAACAUCAAAAAUGUAAUAGAAAUGACUACAAUUCAAUCAGGUGUGGGCAGCAACACAUUGUAAAUAUGUCUGGUUAAGAGCAUCUACCAAUCAAAGAGAGAUACUUGGGGCUCUAUUCAAUCUUUAAAUAUUCCGCCAUAGAAAUGUAAAGGUGAAUUCCGAUUGACCCGACAAAUGCAGCGUUUAGCGUGAAUUCAGCCUCCCUUAAAGAGAGAACAUUGCCUUUAAAUUUCAAUCACGCUUUAAAGCUGAACUUCCGCAAUGUGGAUUGAAUAGAGUCCUUAGAAUGUUGAAGAUUCAGAGGACUGUCUAAACUACAAUUAUAGAUUUGUUUAUUGUCAAUCACAGGCUGAAAACUGUGCUGCAUUUAUGCAGAGUAAAAUAUGUAUGACCAAUGGAGUAUCCUGGUAAACGUUUGCAGUACUAUACAGUAAAGGUCCUGGGGAAUGGGUUAAAGUUGUAGAACUAUACCAUAAAGGGCCUGGGGAAUGGGUUAAAGUUGUAGAACUUUACCAUAAAGGUCCUGGGGAAUGGGUUAAAGUUGCAGCACUAUACUGUAAAGGUCCUGGGGAAUGGGUUAAGUUGCAGCACUAUACUGUAAAGGUCCUGGGGAAUGGGUUAAAGUUGCAGCACUAUACUGUAAAGGGCCUGGGGAAUGGGUUAAGUUGCAGCACUAUACAGUAAAGGUCCUGGGGAAUGGGUUAAGUUGCAGCACUAUACUGUAAAGGUCCUGGGGAAUGGGUUAAGUUGCAGCACUAUACUGUAAAGGUCCUGGGGAAUGGGUUAAGUUGCAGCACUAUACUGUAAAGGGCCUGGGGAAUGGGUUAAGUUGCACCACUAUACUGUAAAGGUCCUGGGGAAUGGGUUAAAGUUGCAGCACUAUACAGUAAAGGUCCUGGCGAAUGGGUUAAAGUUGCAGUACUAUACUGUAAAGGUCCUGGAGAAUGGGUUAAAGUUGCAGCACUAUACUGUAAAGGUCCUGGGGAAUGGGUUAAGUUGCAGCACUAUACAGUAAAGGUCCUGGGGAAUGGGUUAAAGUUGCAGCACUAUACUGUAAAGGUCCUGGGGAAUGGGUUAAGUUGCAGCACUAUACAGUAAAGGUCCUGGGGAAUGGGUUAAGUUGCAGCACUAUACUGUAAAGGUCCUGGGGAAUGGGUUAAAGUUGCAGCACUAUACAGUAAAGGUCCUGGGGAAUGGGUUAAAGUUGCAGUACUAUACUGUAAAGGUCCUGGAGAAUGGGUUAAAGUUGCAGCACUAUACAGUAAAGGUCCUGGGGAAUGGGUUAAAGUUGCAGCACUAUACUGUAAAGGUCCUGGGGAAUGGGUUAAGUUGCAGCACUAUACAGUAAAGGUCCUGGGGAAUGGGUUAAGUUGCAGCACUAUACAGUAAAGGUCCUGGGGAAUGGGUUAAGUUGCAGCACUAUACAGUAAAGGUCCUGGGGAAUGGGUUAAAGUUGCAGCACUAUACAGUAAAGGUCCUGGCGAAUGGGUUAAAGUUGCAGUACUAUACUGUAAAGGUCCUGGAGAAUGGGUUAAAGUUGCAGCACUAUACUGUAAAGGUCCUGGGGAAUGGGUUAAGUUGCAGCACUAUACAGUAAAGGUCCUGGGGAAUGGGUUAAAGUUGCAGCACUAUACUGUAAAGGUCCUGGGGAAUGGGUUAAGUUGCAGCACUAUACAGUAAAGGUCCUGGGGAAUGGGUUAAGUUGCAGCACUAUACUGUAAAGGUCCUGGGGAAUGGGUUAAAGUUGCAGCACUAUACAGUAAAGGUCCUGGGGAAUGGGUUAAAGUUGCAGUACUAUACUGUAAAGGUCCUGGAGAAUGGGUUAAAGUUGCAGCACUAUACAGUAAAGGUCCUGGGGAAUGGGUUAAAGUUGCAGCACUAUACAGUAAAGGUCCUGGGGAAUGGGUUAAAGUUGCAGCACUAUACUGUAAAGGUCCUGGGGAAUGGGUUAAAGUUGCAGCACUAUACUGUAAAGGUCCUGGGGAAUGGGUUAAAGUUGCAGCACUAUACAGUAAAGGUCCUGGGGAAUGGGUUAAAGUUGCAGCACUAUACUGUAAAGGUCCUGGGGAAUGGGUUAAAGUUGCAGCACUAUACUGUAAAGGUCCUGGGGAAUGGGUUAAGUUGCAGCACUAUACUGUAAAGGUCCUGGGGAAUGGGUUAAAGUUGCAGCACUAUACAGUAAAGGUCCUGGGGAAUGGGUUAAAGUUGCAGCACUAUACAGUAAAGGUCCUGGGGAAUGGAUUAAAGUUGCAGCCGUAUACAAUAAAGGGCCUGGGGAAUGGGUUAAAGUUGCAGGCGUAUACAGUAAAGGUCCUGGGGAAUGGGUUAAGUUGCAGCACUAUACAGUAAACGUCCUGGGGAAUGGGUUAAAGUUGCAGCCGUAUACAAUAAAGGGCCUGGGGAAUGGGUUAAAGUUGCAGGCGUAUACAGUAAAGGUCCUGGGGAAUGGGUUAAAGUUGCAGCACUAUACAGUAAAGGUCCUGGGGAAUGGGUUAAAGUUGCAGCACUAUACAGUAAAGGUCCUGGGGAAUGGGUUAAAGUUGCAGUACUAGGUGUUUUUACAAAAACAUAUAGAUGCCCCUAGGCUGAAUCCAUUUCAGUGCAGCUCUGUCCACUCAUUCAGUUUUUGCUUUGACAUGAUUUUAACAUACCCAGAGCACUUAAAGAGACCGUUCAAUGUAGGUAUUACUUUGUUAACAAUGGACUUCUAUUGAGAUGUAACAUUUGUCCUACCCGUUGAUACUAUUUUUUUCUCUAUAACCUUUGGAUAAGUUUUCCUGUCCCACUCUACCUCAGAUUCUCAUUCUCACACCCCCCCAUCAAGCAACUGCAUGCUUGUUACUAUCACAUCAUUAUGCAUGUUUCUAUAUUUCUGUUGUGUUUCCUUUAACCUAAUAAAGCACAAACUACGCAUUUUGAUGCGCCAA